Messenger RNA from Dalotia coriaria, 2381 nucleotides. Its product is annotated as kelch-like protein 5. Bases 138 to 2015 code for a protein of 625 amino acids. Gene Ontology annotation, molecular function: protein binding. The transcript is spliced from 4 exons. NCBI's taxonomy places the organism in Eukaryota, Metazoa, Arthropoda, Insecta, Coleoptera, Staphylinidae. The record is from RefSeq and is a predicted model, not a curated record.
UCCUCUCUCCGCUCACAGGCUCACAAUUCUUCAGCCGAGUUCACACAAGUUCAUGUUUUGUUUGUCAGCAAACAACGGAAAACACUAAACCCUCGACUGUCAUGUUAUCCUAUUGAAGUGAACAACAAUCAACUGUGAUGUCGGUGACAAACUCCAGCCCUUCGCGGGAUUCGGGCUAUACCAGUAUCAAUGCCAAUUCGUCGACGAGCCUCUCCAGCGCGAGCACUGAACUUCCUGAGGGUGAACAGCUGCCACGCGACUACAGCCGACUUUCUUUGUUUUCCACCGCAUCCAGCACAUCGCAGGAGGAACAAUUCCGAUGCGAAGGGCACGCGGAAAACAGUCUCUCUAGCAUGAGACACUAUCUAGAUGUUGGUAAACUCUGUGAUGUCACCCUUGUAGCUGGUGUUAAUGGCAAGAAAGUUCCAGCUCAUAGACUUGUUUUAUCCGCCGCUUCCGAAUACUUUGCCGCAAUGUUCACGUCAAACUUGCGCGAGCAGGGUGAACAUGAAAUUGUGCUCAAAGACAUCACCAAUGAUGUACUGCACUCGGUCGUGAACUACUGCUACACCGGCACAAUCGAGAUCCGCGAAGAUAACGUGGAAGCGCUCCUUGCGACUGCUUGCUUAAUGCAGCUUACCAAAGUGAUUGAAGCUUGCUCAAGAUUUCUUGCAAAUCAACUGCACCCCAGCAACUGUCUUGGGAUUGCAUUGUUUGCUGAACAUCAGAACUGCAACAGCUUGUUGCUAGAAGCUAACGCAUACACUAAUAAGAACUUUAUGCAGGUGAUAGAAAAUCAAGAAUUCCUCCAACUAACAGUAGAUCAGAUGUCUACACUGCUUUCUUCCGACGAGCUCAAUGUAUCUUUCGAAGAGCAAAUCUUUUAUGCGUUGGUGUCCUGGUUGCGCCACGACCCGCCUCGAAUGCAACACGUCGAAAAAUUGCUCUCCCUUAUCAAACUUCCCCUCUUGGACCCAGCUUUCUUGAUUGACCAUGUCGACCGAGUUCUAGGAGAUGACUCGAACUGCCAAAAAUUAAUAACCGAAGCCAUGAAGUGGCACCUUCUUCCAGCUAGGCGCUUCCAGAUGAUAUCCGCACGAACGCGCCCGCGUAAAGCCACACUGGGGCGACUUCUAGUUGUGGGCGGGAUCGACCGCAACAAAGGCGCGAUUACGAUUGAGACCUAUGAUCCACGCAGUGAUUGCUGGACUGUCGCACAUAACAUGAGCGGAAGGCGUUUGCAAUUCGGCGUCGCACUUCUCGGUGAUAAACUAUUAGUUGUCGGAGGCCGUGACGGCCUCAAGACUCUUAACUCUAUGGAGUGUUUGGACAUGGAAACAGGCGCAUGGACGCAUUUAUCCCAGAUGAAUACCCACAGACAUGGAUUAGGCGUGGCAGUGCUAGGCGGGCCAAUUUAUGCCAUCGGUGGUCACGAUGGUUGGAGUUACUUGAACACUGUUGAAAGAUAUGAUCCAAAUACAAGAUCAUGGAAUUACGUAGCGCCUAUGCAGAGUCAGCGAUGCAGUGCAGGGGUAGGUGUCCUAGAUGGUAAACUAUACGUGGUAGGCGGACGCGAUGGCUAUGUCUGCCUGCGUACGAUGGAGUGUUUUGAUCCGCACACGAAUAAAUGGACUGAAUGUGCGCCAAUGACAAGACGCAGGAGCGGCGUGGGUGUAGCAGUAGCCAACGGGUAUCUUUACGCGAUUGGCGGUCAGGAUGCGCCCGCGAAUAAUCCGGCAGCUUCCAGGUUUGAUUGCGUCGAACGGUAUGAUCCAAGGACUGACACAUGGUCAUCCGUCGCAUCACUCUCAAGCAAGCGGGACACUGUCGCAGCGUGUCUCUUUGGUGAUCGCAUUGUCGCAAUCGGUGGUUACGAUGGCAAUCAUUACCUCUGUACCGUUGAGCAGUAUGAUCCAGUAAGUAAUGAGUGGAUACAAUUGGCUCCACUUAUCACUGGAAGAGCGGGUGCUUGUGUUCUGCCGAUUCCAAACAGGCCAAGCAAGGAAGUUGGUUGAUCUUACAACCACUUCCUGAACCAAGCGCUCAAAGUAUUACUUACUGUCUUAUGCUUUAUUUAAAUCUGACAAUCAAUUCUACCAAAAUUAUCGAUUAUCGUACAAUGUAAGCAAAAGCAAUUAACUGUGAUGUGCAUACACUGCAUUGUGACUGAAGUUAUGUCUUGCAACUAAAUCUCGAAAUAUGUGAUUACUGUUUUUAAACAGAACAUCGGACUUGCAUUCCUAAGAAAAAAAUCUUCAAAUUGAAAUUUUGCUCCGAAAUACAAGUGACUUAUUAAAGUAUUCCUCGUACUCUUUAUAUCAUUACAUUAUACUUAUUAUGUAGCUUUAUGUAUAAUAUAAAAAAAUUGAGAUUCUAAAGCA